AGGAAUUAUGUCAAAUAUGCAAGCAAGAACUAUCAAGAAAAAAUAAAGAUAAUGUCUUCUCACAAAAUGUAUAGAGGUCAUGACAGAAAUAAAAGGUGAACUUGAAAGAAGAAAAUAUUGAGCAUGAUCUUUAAUUUUAAUGUUACAGUAUUAAUUUUUUACUGUCUAUCAACAGUAUUAAUUUUUUACUGUCUAUCAUACAUUGUUUAUUUGUGGUUUACUUGGUCUGUUAAAAUUGAAUCCAUGAGUCAGUAGGUCACAGGAUAUCAGAAUAUUAUUUAAGAGAGGGCGUUGACCUUUUCACCAGUCAUUUGGAAAAUCAAAAGCUUUGAUUAGAAAAUGCUGACAUUAAAAGCCUUUUAUGAAGUCUAACUAAGCAACAAUGGCAUAAAGAUGUCACACAGAUCAGCCAAUCUUGUCACAGCAACAUGAUAAAUUCAAGAAGUGCUGUAUGCAGAAAAAGCUUGAGCAAACAAAACAAUAAAAGAUAUCUGGCAGGAAAAAACUUAAAACAUAGGAUUGCAUAAUAUUAAAUAAUAAUUCUAGAGUCAAGUUAUUUUCUGAUGAAGAAUUUAUAGUAUGAUUUAAUCUUUAAUGUCAAAAACUUGACCUCAAUAUUAUGAUAAAUCAGUAUUCAUAAAUAUAAAAAGUUAUUUUGUAAAAUUAAUUUCAAUUAUUUAAAGCUGACUUUUUGUUUACAUCUUAGACAUGAAGUUGCCCAAGAAAGUCAGCAGCUUCGCCGAGAUGUUGAAAAUCUUGAAAACGCACUAAUGCUCCACUACAGGUACCAAUCAGAAACUGAAAACAGUGUGAGAGGGAUGAUCAGGUAAGUACAACUAUGUUUGAAAUACCUACUAUUAUGUACACUAUAUUUUCAUCAAGUGGACCAUGAUCACUUCAAAACGGUAUGAGUUACAACACUGUUAAAUCCAACGGCUUACCAUUUUGAUCGACAGAAACGAAAUAGCAGGUUCACGCUGGGAGCAUGGUGGUGAGGGCAAGCUGACCACAUACAGAUCAAACAAAGACCUCAUCCAGCAAGAUGCUGGCCAUCUGAGGGCAGGGCAAGGAAAGAAAAUAAGG
Molecule: messenger RNA, 1083 nt
Organism: Lymnaea stagnalis (great pond snail)
Lineage: Eukaryota; Metazoa; Mollusca; Gastropoda; Lymnaeidae
Source: the annotation of a GenBank genome assembly